Messenger RNA from Closterium sp. NIES-65, 4713 nucleotides. The record is from the annotation of a GenBank genome assembly. Lineage: Eukaryota; Viridiplantae; Streptophyta; Zygnematophyceae; Desmidiales; Closteriaceae.
AUGCAGCCCCAGCGACGCCGGCGUGAGUCCCUCACGCCCCAGCAGCUGCGUGAGUGGUACGCUGGUUGGGGCUGUAGGGGUGGCGACACUACUCCUACUACCACUCCUGCUGCUUCUACUCGCGGUGGCGGCCAGAUGCAGCUCCCGCGACCCUCUCGCGUGUCUCUCACGCCUCGCCAGCUUCGUGAGUGGUACGCUCAGAGUGGAGGGUCUCUCAGUGCUGUUCGCUGCUCUUACGUGAUUCGCACUGGUACUCGGACUGGUCAGCCUUGUGGGACACGUAGUCAUACACCGUCCCGCUGCUUCGCCCGUCUGAGCGACGCCUGGCGUACCGUGUUUGGCGACGAGGCUGAGCUUCCCGACUGGGUGGAGUUGCUUAGGCAGAGGGUAGAUAUAUAUGCUCUUGACUAUGAUGCUAUUCUCACUGCCAUGUAUGCAUUGCCAACUAGUGCUGACCGUGCCGGUCACCUGUGCGUCCCGCCUGACCCAGGUAUAGGACCUGCUGCUCUAGCUACUGGUGAGGCUGCUGCUCUGGGUGCUAGUGAGUCUCCUGCUCCAGGUACAGGUGCGGCUGCUGCUCUAGGUGCUAGUGAGUCUGCUUCCUCAGGUGCGGGUGAGGCUGCGCUCUCAGGUACCGCGUUGGCUUCGGCCUCCCUCACCUUUACACUUGACUCUGGGGCUUCUCGCUCCUUCUUUCGGGACCGCACCACACUCACGCCGCUUGGUCGGCCGGUUGUAGUCUCCCUGGCUGACCCCUCUGGGGGUCCUGUCCUCGCUCACUUCUCCACUGUCCUCCCGUGUCCUGCUGCCCCCUCGGGCACCCUGUCUGGCCUGUACCUCCCCUCGUUCUCGACGAACUUGGUGAGUGGUGCAGACCUACAGGAUGCGGGGGUUCACCAGUUCACUCCUGCGAGUCAGCGGGUGACCCACUGCACAGACGCACGCACACGCCGGCACCUGGCCACGUUCUCGCGUCGGCCGGGGUCGAGCCUCUACACCCUGACCACUGAGUCUCCUCCUGUCCCUGCGUCCGGUCAGGUAGCAGCGUCGGGUCAGGUGUUUGCUGCUGCGUCCAGGUCUGGUCCUGAGUCUGCCCCCUGUACUUGUCGCCUCCUGUCUCACGAGACUCUCCUGUGGCACCACCGUCUUGGCCACCCCUCCUUGCCCCAUCUUCGGAGCAUGGCUUCCCAUGUCCUUGUCUCUGGUCUUCCCCAGUCUCUCCCUCCUCUCCCCUCCGGGCCAGGACCUUCCUGUGUCCCCUGUGUCGAGGGUCGCCUCCGGGCUACUCCUCACUCCUCCCACUUCCCCCCGACAGAGGCUCCCCUGCAGACGCUUCACAUGGAUGUGUGGGGCCCAGCCCCCGUCCGUGGGCAGGGUUACGAGCGCUACUUCCUGUUGGUGGUUGACGACUACUCGCGUUACACCACAGUCCUCCCCUUGCGCAGCAAGGGUGAGGUCACUGCGGUGCUGAUCGACUGGAUCCGCGAGGCUCGUCUCCAGCUCAGGCAGAGCUUCGGCUCGGACUUUCCUGUUCUGCGUCUGCACUCGGACAGAGGCGGAGAGUUCUCCUCUGGCCUUCUGCGUGCCUACUGUCGGAAGGUUGGCGAUGCGUCUGUGUUCCGUGUCUGGGGAUCUCGGGCGUUUGUCCGCGACUUGUCUGCGGACAAGCUGUCCCCUCGUGCUGCUCCCUGUGUCUUCCUUGGCUUCCCCACUGACGCCCCAGGGUGGCAGUUUUACCACCCCUCCUCUCGUCGUGUUCUGUCCUCCCAGGACGUCACGUUCGACGAGUCAGUCCCCUUCUACCGUCUCUCCCCCUACCGCACUCCUUCCCUCCCCCCUCCCCCGGACUUCCUUGUACCGGUUCCCCCCCCGGUAGACCCCCUCCCCCCUCAGGUUCCUGCCCCCUCAGAUGUGUCCCAGAUAGACGCCGUUGACCCGGUCGAGGUUACAGGUGACUCUGGUGCUGCUGCGGGUGCUGAGCCUGGGGGUGCUGACUCUGGGGGUACUGGGCCUGCGGGUGCUACUGCGGAGGGUGCGGAGCAUGGGGGUGCUGAGCCGGGGGGUGCUGUGCCUGGAGGUGAUGGGUCUGGGGGUGCUGGGUCGGGAGCUGCUGAGCCUGGGGGUGCUGCGUCUGGAGCUGCUGAGCCUGGGGUUUCUCCUGCUGCUGCGUCUCGCCGGGAGCCCCUCUCUCCACAGGAGCUGCGCGAGUGGUACGCUCGCCGCUGGAGGCGUGCUGCUGAGUCUGGAGGUGCUGCUGGAGCUGGAGCUGGAGCUUCUUCGACCGUCGAGGGUGCGGGUGCUGCCGGUCCCGGAGCUGCUGGACCUGCGGGUCCUCCUGGAGCGGGAGGUGCUGAGGGCGUUCGUGCUGAGCCUACUGCUGUUGGUCCUGCCGCUGGAGGUGUGGGUGGCGCUGGUGCUGUCGCUGAGGGUGCUGGUGCUGUCCCUGUUGAGUCUGGAGCUGCCGCGCGGCCUCGGCCGUACUUUGUUCCGCUCCUACAGCAGGUUCUUGGUCUUUCUCCUUCGGUAGAGUGUCCACAGCCUGUCCAGUCGCAGUCACUGUUGGAGCCUUCCUCUCCUCUGCCUGCUCCAUCUCCUUACACUGGUCCUACUGGAGGUCUUGCUGAGCGUCGUGAGCCUGCGUCUCGUCCCGCGUCGCCUGUUCGUGCUGCUCGCGCUAGUGGUCGCGGUUCGCGUCAGCGUCCUCCUCCUAUCCCUGGCACGCACCGGAUGUCUCUGCGUCCGUCCACUGCUCCUCUGCGUGCCCCUUUGCCUUCUCCUCCUGAGUCCUCUCUUCCUGCGCUUGCCGACCCUGAGUCGGACUCUCUUCGCGCUGCCAGUCCUACUGUCACGCGUCUGCUUGCUACUGUCGUCACUGACCCCUCUUUUGAGUCCACUGCUGCGUCUGCUCUAGUCGCUGAGCUCGUUGACAUUGCUGGUCGCUGUCGUCUCGACUACGCUGCUGGUCUUGUUGUUGAGUCUGCGUCUGUCUGUCCUCCGUCCGUCGGAGGUGAGUGUGCUCUUGGCACGAACGUCCUAGAGGACAGACAGGAGGAGUUACAGUGUCUAGCGGCUGCUUCACCUCAUCUCGCGUCUGUACUGCUUGCCCCUGAGGGAGACCCGGAUGCACUAGACAUCCCGACUCCGCGUUCUUACGCGGAGGCCGUAGAGGGUCCCUACUCCUCUCAGUGGCAGGCAGCUAUGGAUGCAGAGAUGGCUUCCUGGAAGUCCACAGGCACCUACGUUGACGCAGUUCCCCCUCCUGGGGCGAACAUCGUCAGUGGCAUGUGGAUCUUCCGGGUGAAGCGGCCGUCGGGCUCUCCACCUGUCUUCAAGGCGCGGUACGUUGCUCGUGGCUUCAGUCAGCGGCAGGGAGUUGACUACUUUCAGACCUUCUCUCCCACCCCGAAGAUGACCACUCUUCGGGUGCUGCUGCACAUAGCCGCUCAGCGCGACUACGAGCUUCACUCUCUCGACUUCAGCACUGCGUUCCUGCAGGGUAGCCUGCACGAGGAGAUCUGGCUGCGCCGUCCACCUGGCUUCACUGGGACUUUCCCUCCUGGCACCCAGUGGAGCCUCCAACGGCCAGUCUACGGUCUCCGCCAGGCACCGCGUGAGUGGCACGACACACUGAGGACUACGCUUGCGGCUCUUGGGUUUGCUCCUUCUACUGCUGACCCGUCGCUGUUUCUGCGCAUUGACACUUCACUGCCGCCGUUCUACAUCCUCGUGUACGUCGACGACUUGGUCUUUGCCACAGCGGACACUGCUGGACUCGCCUACGUGAAGUCCGAACUGCUGAAGAGACACACGUGCACAGACCUGGGUGAACUGCGCAGCUACCUUGGCUUGCAGAUCACUCGGGACAGAGCACGCCGCACCAUUACCUUGACUCAGUCACACAUGGUGCAGCAGGUCCUUCAGCGCUUCGGCUUCACGUACUCCUCGCCUCAGGCCACUCCUCUGCCUACUCGCCACUCACUCUCAGCUCUGCCUUCGGAUGAGUCCGUAGAGUCGAGUGGUCCAUAUGCAGAGCUUGUUGGCUGCCUCAUGUACCUGAUGACCUGCACACGACCUGACCUUGCAUACCCUCUGAGCAUUCUUGCACGCUAUGUUGCUCCUGGGAGACACAGACCAGAGCACAUGGCUGCAGCGAAGAGGGUAUUGCGCUACCUGUGCAGUACGUCGGGCAUAGGGCUUGUGCUUGGAGGGCGGAGUCCAGUGGUCCUUACCGGCCACGCAAACGCUUCUUGGGCUGACGACCAGGCUACGCAGCGGUCGUCACAGGGUUACACCUUCAGCCUUGGUUCCGGCUCUGUCUCGUGGCGGUCUACUCGCUCGUCUUCGGUUCUCGGCUCUAGUUGUGAGGCUGAGAUCUACGCCGGGGCCAUGGCUGCACAGGAGCUUCGCUGGCUCACCUACCUGCUGACUGACCUUGGAGAGCCGCCUCGUUCUCCUCCAGUGCUGUACGUAGACAACAAGGCCAUGCUGGCCUUGUGUCGAGAGCAGCGCUUGGAGCACAGAACGAAGCACAUUGCUCUCCGCUACUUCCUUGCUCGUGAGCUGCAGCAGCGUGGCCAGUUGCGACUUGCGUACGUGGCAUCUGAGGCCAACACUGCUGAUGUGUUCACCAAGGCACUCGCGCCUUGUGACCAUCAGCGCUUUUGCACCCAGCUGGGUCUUGUGUCUGUCUUGCCUCACUUGCUCUCCUCUUGA